This is a messenger RNA of Glarea lozoyensis ATCC 20868, 591 nucleotides long. RefSeq lists its product as uncharacterized. Lineage: Eukaryota; Fungi; Ascomycota; Leotiomycetes; Helotiales; Helotiaceae. Bases 1 to 591 code for a protein of 196 amino acids. The transcript is spliced from 2 exons. The record is from RefSeq and is a predicted model, not a curated record.
AUGAAGCCAAACAAAAGACCUCUUCCGCGAACCGCAGAGGAAUUCCGCGAACGAGCCCUAGAAAUCGAUUGGGCACGUGGGACAAACCCAUAUUACCGUGACCUUAUCUCACGCCUAGAAGAAGAGGCUCAAGCGGAGCACAUGGGGCGCCAACUGGCUGGAACUGAAGAUGUGGCAAGCGAUAUUGAAACGGAUGUGGAAGAUGACGAGGACAAUGAAGUGAAUCGAGACAGUGGCGCUGAGGAGGACGACAUGAAAAUUGAUGAAGCACACCCGGUCACGGAAAAGGACACGAUUAUUUCACUAGAAAAUAACACAACUCUUGGUCAACAGCAUCGCAACAGCAUCAACGGCAUGGUUUUUGAAGAGAGUGAUGAAGAAGACGAUCUCACGUUUACACUAGGGGAAGGGGAUCUUGGAGACACGGGCAACAGUGGGAGAACAAGCUGGGAGUUGAGGAAAUCCACAGACAAGGAGAUGUUCACGGGAGAUGAGGAGAAGAUGUUGGCAAAAAUGGAUGAGGUAGAUGAGGAUGAAAGCUAUGAGAGCUCGGCUGAUGGAAUGUCUUUCGAUACACCUACUGAGGAAUAG